AUGUUGUCCAUCACCAUUUUAGCACUGGUUGCUGCCGCCCAGGCACACACAGUCGCUUGGACCAAAGGCAUGUAUUGCUCUGGGGGUCCUGAUCUUUCUACCGUCAACCUCAAUACCAACACAGCCGUGGGGCCCCUUUACAAUCUCACUAAGCAGGACUGGUGGUUCCAACAUGAACGUGGAUGCGAUAAAGCACCACCGAUGGACGGCGAUAUUCUCGAACUCCCCGCUGGUGGAAGAUUUACCGUCGAACUCGCCCAUAACCGGGCGCAGACUACACUGUCAUACGAUGGACAGUACGCUUCUGUUUGGCCAGAUGGAAAGGAUCAUCCAGAAGACUGGACAGGCCCUGGAAGUCCGCCAGAAUGCAUCCAGGACGAUGGAGCAAUGCAUACCAACAAUCAAUCCAUGGCUGCUGGUACUGCGUUUGCGAUCAGCUAUCAUUCAGACUUAGCCGAGGUCACAAUCGAGAAUUUAGCCGUAUUUACGGUUUUGGAGCACACACCGUGGAAACGUAUCGCUACAUAUGAAGUUCCGGCCGAUCUUCCUCCUUGCCCUCGGGGUGGCUGUACAUGUGCCUGGCUAUGGGCACCGAAUGGCUGUGGACAAGCUAACAUGCAAGUACCUAUUAUCAGAGUCAAUAAUCCUGAUUGCUAA
Messenger RNA from Penicillium crustosum, 657 nucleotides. Its product is annotated as lignocellulolytic auxiliary activity family 14 protein. The record is from RefSeq and is a predicted model, not a curated record. The coding region runs from base 1 to 657 and encodes 218 amino acids. NCBI's taxonomy places the organism in Eukaryota, Fungi, Ascomycota, Eurotiomycetes, Eurotiales, Aspergillaceae. The transcript has 3 exons.